CUUUGUCUUCAUCGACGGAGAGAGUUAAGAUCUACGAAAGGAAGAAGAUGGAGAGCAGAGAAGCGAUGAGGAACACGAAGAUCAAUGUCUUAGCAUUGGUUGGUCUGAUACUAUUGAAUUCAAUCAAUCCAAUCUCCUCGCUCUCGGUUACGGUUGAGGAAGAUGAAUGCGUCCAAGAGUAUGUCCUCUACGAAGGAGACACCGUCUCUGGAAACUUCGUCGUCGUCGACCAUGACGUCUUCUGGGGACCAGAUCAUCCCGGUAUUGAUUUCACGGUGACGUCUCCUGCUGGGAACAUUGUACAGACGUUGAAGGGGACAUCAGGAGACAAGUUUGAGUUUAAGGCACCGAGAAGUGGGAUGUACAAGUUUUGUUUCCACAACCCUUACUCUACUCCUGAGACUGUCUCCUUCUACAUUCAUGUUGGUCAUAUCCCCAACGAGCAUGACUUAGCCAAAGACGAACACUUGGACCCGGUGAAUGUGAAGAUAGCUGAGCUGCGAGAGUCUUUGGAAUCUGUUGUUGCUGAGCAGAAGUAUUUGAAAGCACGUGAUACCCGUCACCGUCAUACUAAUGAGAGCACGAGAAAGCGAGUGAUAUUCUACACUGUAGGAGAGUACAUUUUCCUAGCAGCAGCAAGUGGUCUCCAGAUUCUCUACAUUCGCAAGCUCUUCAGCAAGUCUGUUGCAUACAACAGAGUUUGAACAUAAUUGAAACCCCCAACAUAGUUUUGUCUCUCCUUUUUUUUUAUGUUUUGAAUUGGUGAACACAAUCAUAAAAAGUGUUAGUUGAUUAAGACCUUAACAACGAAAGACCCCUUUUGUUUCGCUUUCGGUAUCUACAAUUUUCAGUAACUUCGGUUUAUUUAUGUUUUAAACAAUGGAGAACUUGAUAUGCUUAUAUUCGGAUUCUUUAA
This is a messenger RNA of Brassica rapa (field mustard), 916 nucleotides long. Its product is annotated as transmembrane emp24 domain-containing protein p24beta3. The record is from RefSeq and is a predicted model, not a curated record. NCBI's taxonomy places the organism in Eukaryota, Viridiplantae, Streptophyta, Magnoliopsida, Brassicales, Brassicaceae.